GCUGAAUGCAACCAUUUUCGCCGCCAGUGAUAUAUUCAAAGGAGAGCCUGAGAAGCUCUGACUAGGGCAGCCUAGCCAUUGAGCAAACUACUAGAAGAGCUGACUCGGAACCAUUUUCAUUUUCAAGUUCCUCUGACGUCGUAGUGAUAGCAAGGAGUCCAGCCCCUCAUAACCCAUACAAGCUCCAACGAAGACUCGUCAGCUAGAGCCUCGACUACCCCUCAUCAAGCUCAACUCCACCCCAACUUCCAGGCCACGGAUCCCUUCUGCCUUGGACGCUCGGAGACAAUUCGGGCACUUGUUACUGUAGCACAAUCUGCGUUUUAAUUAUGUAGGGGACCGUCCCAGGCCAACCACAGCGCGACACACCGCCGCGAAUCGCAUCUCAGGACCGUCAACAUGACAUCGGCCAACAACACCCGCUUCAGCGCCGAAGCGCUGACAUGGGACUCCAACCCGGACGUGCAACUCGCCACGGCCCUCGCGCACAAAGCCUACCUCGCCCACCUUCCCCCCGCACCCACCCUCUCCACCUACAACGUCCUGGACCUAGGCUGCGGCACCGGCCUCCUCUCGCUGGCCCUCGCCCCCUCGGUCCUCUCCGUCACGGCAGUUGACGCAGCGGAGGGCAUGAUCGCCGCGCUGGAAUCCAAGCUCGCCUCCCCAGAUACUAACAACAACAACAUCAACAACACUCCCAGAAAUGUCCUCCCCGUCUGCGCCCUCCUGCAGGACCCAGACGACCCGCGCCUCGCGACCGACCCGGCAACGGGAGAAACCGUACCUACGGGGCGACGGUUCGACCUGGUCGUGUCGCACCUCGUGCUGCAUCAUAUCCCCGACCUUCCUGCGCUGCUCAAAACGAUCCACGGGUGUCUUGUGCCCGGGGGCAGGGUGAUGGUGACGGACUUUGAAGACACGGGGCCUGAGGCGAGGCGGUUCCAUCCCGAGGGCAAGAUGGACGGGGUGGAGCGGCAUGGGAUCACGGAAGGGGAGAUGAGGAGGGUGAUGGAGGGGGCUGGGUUUGCGGAGGUGAGGGUUGAGCGGGCGUUUGAGAUGGGGAAGAAGGUUGAGACGGAGCCGGGAAGCGGGGUUCUGGGACCGGUGGUGGUGUUUCCUUUUUUGAUUUGUGAGGGGACAAAAGGGUGAUUUGGGAGGGAACGCCUCAGCGUGGUUGCUGCCCGAGUCGAGAUACCUGUACUAAAGCACGUGGAACGGGGCAUCAUGCAACACUGAAGAGACCAAGUCGAUCCAAGGCUAGCAAGAGUCCUGCUCAAACCAGCCCCCAUAUCUGCUUACCCGUCCUCUUUUCUUGAACAGUUCCAGCCAGCGGAACUAAACCAAUACCCCUCUAAGCCUUAGCCACCCCCCCUUAUCAGCCCUCGGACCAGCCCAGGUACCCCUCUCCUCAC
Molecule: messenger RNA, 1412 nt
Organism: Parathielavia appendiculata
Lineage: Eukaryota; Fungi; Ascomycota; Sordariomycetes; Sordariales; Chaetomiaceae
Product: S-adenosyl-L-methionine-dependent methyltransferase
Exons: 1
Coding region: 400-1149 (249 amino acids)
Source: RefSeq, a predicted model, not a curated record